GCCCAGGUGAGUUGGAUGAGUCCCAGGGCCUAACUCUUCCAGCCUCUGCUCCCAGUCACCUCACCCCUUCUCCCUGGGUACCCCUGCCUCCUCCUCAACAUCUCAGAUUCAGGUUCCUGGCUUCUUUCCACAACUAUGUGGAUCCCUUCUCGCCGGCAACUAUGCUGGGCCUUCCUGGCUGCCUCCUUGCUCUCGGUUACGUCCUUCUUUCUCCACCUCUGGAAAGGCAGCUUCUCCCCAAAACUGGUUUUCUCUGCUCUGUGCCACAAGCAAUGCCCAGGCUUAACCAAAGUGGCCCUUUUCUGCCUGCCAGGGACACCCCAAGGCCCCAGUGGUUCUCUGGCCCUCCACAAGCCAGCAGCAAGCCCUGAGCCCAGUGGCAUCUGGACUAUUCAGCCAGAGGGGCGCUUUGGGAACCAGAUGGGCCAGUAUGCCACCCUCUAUGCCCUGGCCAAGCUGAAUGGGAAGCAGGCCUUCAUCCUGCCAGACAUGCAUGCCACCCUAGCCCCAGUCUUCAAGGUCACCCUCCCAGUACUAGACAAAGAGGUGGCUGCCCGAAUGCCCUGGCGCCUUUACCCACUUCAAGACUGGAUGGCAGAGGAGUAUGCCCACCUGGGUGGCCAGGACAUGCUGCAGUUCACUGGCUUCCCCUGUUCCUGGACCUUCUACCACCACCUUCGUGCUGAGAUCCACCGAGAAUUCUCCUUGCACCGCCAUGUCCACGAAGAUGCGCAGGCUUUCCUGCAUUGGGUCCGCCACAGCAGGGGCAAGGGCAGAAGCCUCACCUUUGUGGGGGUCCACGUCCGCAGGGGCGACUAUGUGGAGCUCAUGCCCAAGCACUGGCGAGGCGUGGUGGCUGAUGGCUCCUACCUGGAGCAGGCCCUGGCCUGGUUCCGGGUGCGCUACCCUGAUGCCAUUUUUGUGGUGACCAGCAAUGGUAUGGAGUGGUGCCGAGAGAACAUCGAUCCCUCAAGGGGCGAUGUGGUGUUUGCCGGCGACGGGGACGAGGUGGCACCUGGCUCAGACUUUGCGCUGCUGACUCAAUGCAACCACACGGUGAUGACCAUCGGCACCUUUGGCUAUUGGGCAGCCUACCUGGCUGCAGGGAAGACCAUCUACCUGGCCAACUACACCCUCCCUGACUCCCAGCUCCUAAAUGUAUUCAAACCUCAGGCUGCCUUCCUGCCUGAAUGGGUGGGCAUCCCUGCAGACCUCUCCCCACUCUUGCACUGAUCUGCCUGUGGCUUCAAUGAUUUUAGCGGCCAUGGAGCCUUCAUGUUUACAGACAAUAGGAGACACAACUCUCCCAGGACCACUCAGUAAUAGUGAGAGAGCUAGGAUCUCAGCUCGAGGAUGGGGAGAUGUCCUUCAGGUUCUAGAGUUGCCCACAAUGCUGUCCUUUGGGAAUGGACAAGGGCUCACUGGUCCCGAGCCUUGGGAUGGCUCUGCCUUCCACAAGGGGAGACACUCCAAGGCCUGGUAACCCCCUUCUCUCUGUGGAUGGAUGCUAAUGUAAAUUAAUUCCAAGAACACUGGGUUGUAGGAGGCCUGGGUUCCCAUCCUGGCCCUGGGUAACCUUGGUGAAUGGCUUCCCUGUCCUGAUCCUCAGUUUCCCCAUUUGUAAAAUGAAGAUAUUAGACUGUACAUUUUUUGAGGACCCCUCUAGGAAGAGCGCUGGACUGUGGGACUGAACCCUAAGAACUGAAAACUCCCAUGCCUCUCAUUCCCUUUUAUGGGGGGGGGCAGGGAACCAAAACCAGAAGAGAUGGGUAGUGGCUGGACAGCCCUAGCAACCAGCAGUGAGCCUCUGGGAGUAGACCUAGGUCCUUCUAACCCCUAUCACUGCCUCAGUUUCCCCACCUGUGCCUCAAGAGGAAGGAAGCUGGGAACCAGAGAACAGAAGCCAGCCUCAGGCUCUUCCAUAAGGGCUAAGAAAACCUGGGGGAGAGAGGAGGGAGUGGCCAACCUCUUGGAUUUAUCUCAGGGAUUUAAAUAUUAGGGAACACUUUUACAAAAAAACAAGGCCAAUUAAAAAUU
Molecule: messenger RNA, 2037 nt
Organism: Phascolarctos cinereus (koala)
Lineage: Eukaryota; Metazoa; Chordata; Mammalia; Diprotodontia; Phascolarctidae
Product: galactoside alpha-(1,2)-fucosyltransferase 1
Biological process (GO): carbohydrate metabolic process
Cellular component (GO): membrane
Molecular function (GO): galactoside 2-alpha-L-fucosyltransferase activity
Source: RefSeq, a predicted model, not a curated record